Messenger RNA from Dicrocoelium dendriticum, 345 nucleotides. NCBI's taxonomy places the organism in Eukaryota, Metazoa, Platyhelminthes, Trematoda, Plagiorchiida, Dicrocoeliidae. The record is from the annotation of a GenBank genome assembly.
AUGCGCAACGCAAGACGAAAGAGACCAGCACUAGCGAUGGAUGAAAACGAGGGUGUGUCCUGUGUCCAUGUGGUCGCUAGGCGACGUGAACACGCGCUAGAUCUUGCUCUAUCAAUUAUCUUAGAGAAGCCGGGGGAGGUAGGCUUUUGUUUAUUAUGUACCUUUUUUAAAUGGUUAUCAAGUUUUCUUGCUACGCAUUCUUCUGCGCGGCGUUUCGCGCCAUCUUUUUCCUCCUUGGCAUCUGCGGCUGACAUGCGCCCUUCGUGGAAACUGCCCAUGAGAUUCGCCAGUCCACAUCUUGCUUUCCCAAUCAUUAUCCCCAGAAUGACCUUGAUACACGGCUAG